AUGGUCGACGCACUCAUCAGUCCGAGUCAUUCGGUGAUCGAAUUUGGAGCGAGGUUUGGGACAACCUCGUGCCGGCUGGCUCACGCGACGAAAAAUUCUGGCAAUGUCGUGUCGGUUGAUCCUGAUAGGAGCGCCCACAAGUUUCUGCUCGAGAAUCGCGAGCUCAACCGUUGCAACUUUCACGCGGUUCUCGGUGUCGUUGCUUUGAAGAACUCGUUCAUGGUGGCUGGCAGAACCGGGUAUGAUGGGUACACGCUCUCUGCGGACGAAGUCGGAAGGAGCGGAGCAACGGGGCUAGACGCGGUGCCCUCAAUCACGCCCAAGACGCUCCAAAAGUUUAUCGGCACGAAGAUCAACGCCCUGCUCAUUGACUGCGAAGGCUGCAUCGCGCGCGUCUUCGAGACCGGCAUCGUGGAGCAGGUCGAACUCGUGCUGAUGGAGAUGGACCAAUUUGGCAUCCCGCCUAGAAGUGUGCAUUACGGGCAGUACUCGAAGCGGCUUCGCGGUAUGGGGUUCGUGCGCAUCUGGUUUUCGCACGACACGUUCGAUCCGCGUGCGUCGUGGUCAGCCGACAUGCUGCAUGCGGCGUGGGCUAAAAACGGCACAGAAUACGCACGAAUGGCCGCGCAGCAAGCGGACCACAACUUGUGUACUCACUACAAGGGCCGCCACAACCUGCCCGACAAGUUUCUGAGAUGCGCGACGGAGGACAAGGGCGGCGAUCACCGCCCAAACGGUGGUUGA
Messenger RNA from Emiliania huxleyi CCMP1516, 744 nucleotides. RefSeq lists its product as hypothetical. The record is from RefSeq and is a predicted model, not a curated record. Bases 1 to 744 code for a protein of 247 amino acids. The transcript has a single exon. NCBI's taxonomy places the organism in Eukaryota, Haptophyta, Isochrysidales, Noelaerhabdaceae.